GGGGUUGAGGUCUCAUCGCGGUCAGGCAAGAACGCAGCUUCGGAUUCCGAAAUGAAGGCGAUCGUCUGCAUUGUGCUGGCUCUGUCAGCCGCCGUGGCUGCCAAUGAAGGCUUCUAUCCUUACUCGGUCCAGCGGACGCCCGACGCCUUCGACAACUACAAUCGCAACCACUACCAGCCGGUCAAGCAUAGCGGCUUGUGGGACCGCCUGUUUGGAGCUAACCGGCGCCAGGGAAUCCUCGAAGGCCUGGGAGGAAUUGGUGGUCCCGUCGCCGUGGUUGGGGUCGUGGUCGCCGGCAUCAUAGCCGCCACUGGACUCGCCGUCGUCAUCGCCAACAUCAACUCAUCCGGCCGAGGUCUGGACACAGACGACUGGGAGGACAGCCAGUCGGUUUGGAUGGACCAGCUGGUGCGGGACUUCGAGGACUCCUGGCAGACUGCGGAGUAGGCCUCAGACAUCUGGCAGUUGGGCACGCCACUUCAAGAGCUUGGCAGCACUUAAGUUUCCGUGUUCAUGCGGGCGGCAUCCACCAUGCUGUCCACCUUGCUAGCAUGCACGGAUGCGUAUUGAAGUCAAUCUUGGAUGUCUUCCCUUACUGUUGACACCAAAACUGUUGCAUGUUAGUUACCAGACCGCGCCAAAUGACUUCUGCCAUUCAUGUGGUAUUAAUGAUUUGAAAUGGGCUGUUUCCUCUUGCUGUUACAUAAGAAGGUGCUUAUCACUUUGGACGAUUUCUGCCGAACAAUUGAUUACUGCUUGCUUUGUGCGUUGUUAUUUGAUUUCGCCAGUUCGUUUUUGUUAUUUUUGGCGACUAUGAGCAAUUAUUACCCCUGCGAUGAAAUGCAAGGAACUUGUUGUUACGCCUGUGGUGUUGAUAAUUAUUCAUGUCAACUGUUGUGAACACGUUCAUCAUGUGAAAUACAUUCCCAUGAAUGUCUCA
This is a messenger RNA of Pollicipes pollicipes, 940 nucleotides long. RefSeq lists its product as uncharacterized. NCBI's taxonomy places the organism in Eukaryota, Metazoa, Arthropoda, Thecostraca, Pollicipedomorpha, Pollicipedidae. Bases 52 to 447 code for a protein of 131 amino acids. The record is from RefSeq and is a predicted model, not a curated record. The transcript has 4 exons.